Molecule: messenger RNA, 2932 nt
Organism: Numida meleagris (helmeted guineafowl)
Lineage: Eukaryota; Metazoa; Chordata; Aves; Galliformes; Numididae
Gene: ANGPTL1
Product: angiopoietin like 1
Exons: 5
Coding region: 293-1768 (491 amino acids)
Biological process (GO): cell surface receptor protein tyrosine kinase signaling pathway
Source: RefSeq, a predicted model, not a curated record
UUUUUUUUUUCCCUCCGGAAUAAAACAUACUGGAACUUUUUCUUCAAUUAUAUUUAAAUAGUUUGGUUAUCGCAUGGAGAAACCCAACUCCCCAGCGCAGCCUGGAUCUAACAGAGAAAGACAAAAGCAGUUUUCAGCUCCAACUGCAGCUUAACAAUCCACAACAUCGGGAAACACUGCAAGAAAAGGCAACUUGGCCUCCGGAGCCUCCACCUACGACAGAGGCAGCAAACCAGCUGCAGGAUUCUUCCUUCUUGCAGUCUCUUCUCUAAGUCAUCACACUUGCUUCAAAAUGAAGAUACUGAAAUGGACUUUGGGUGUGCUGCUGUUCCUACUGCUGUCUAUCGGGCGCUGUACAGAACCAUCGACCCUCAAUAAAACAUCCCAACGGAGGCAUCCUCGUUCCACAGACGGUGGAGAGGAAGGGAAGAAAUGUGGUUACACCUUCUUGGUCCCAGAACAAAAAAUCACAGGGCCAAUCUGUGUGAAUAACGAACCAGGUACUGGUAACAGAAAAGACGAAGUCACGAGAAUGGACAUAGAGAACUUGAAGGAUGUGCUGUCCAAGCAGAAACGCGAGAUUGACAUCUUGCAGUUGGUGGUAGACGUGGAUGGAAACAUUGUGAAUGAAGUAAAGUUGCUGAGGAAAGAAAGCCGUAAUAUGAACUCUCGGGUCACUCAACUGUAUAUGCAACUCUUGCAUGAGAUAAUCCGAAAGCGCGAUAACUCACUUGAACUUUCCCAACUGGAAAAUAAAGUCCUUAACGUUACGACAGAAAUGUUGAAGAUGGCAACGAAAUACAAGGAGCUUGAAGUAAAAUACGCAGCACUGACUGAUCUUGUAAAUAACCAGUCUGUCAUCAUCUCCCUGCUGGAAGAGCAGUGCUUGAGAAUCUUCUCACGGCAGGACACCCAUGGGUCCCCGCCACUUGUCCAAGUAGUGCCGCAGCACAUCCCCAACAGUCAGCCAUAUACUCCCGUUCUCCUGGGAGGGAAUGAGAUACAGAGAGACCCAGGGUACCCCAGAGACAGGGAUGUAAGGCCACCACCUGACCCAGCUACUUCUCCUACCAAGAGUCCUUUCAGAGUUCCACCACUGGCGUUAAUUAAUGAAGGUCCAUUCAAAGACUGCCAACACGCCAAAGAUGCUGGGUAUUCCAACAGUGGGAUUUAUAUGAUCAAACCCGAAAACAGCAACGAACCAAUGCAGCUAUGGUGUGAGAACAGCUUAGACCCUGGAGGAUGGGCAGUUAUUCAGAAGAGAACAGAUGGAUCCGUCAACUUCUUCAGGAACUGGGACAGUUACAAGAAAGGAUUUGGAAACAUCGAUGGAGAGUACUGGCUGGGACUAGAAAAUAUUUACAUGCUUACCAAUCAGGAUAAUUACAGACUACUGAUUGAAUUAGAGGACUGGAGCAAUAAGAAAGUCUAUGCAGAAUACAGCAGUUUUCGCCUGGAGCCCGAAAAUGAAUUCUACAGGCUACGCUUAGGAACAUACCAAGGAAACGCAGGCGAUUCCAUGAUAUGGCACAACGGAAAGCAAUUUACAACACUGGACAGAGACAGAGACAUGUAUUCAGGAAACUGCGCUCAUUUCCACAAAGGCGGCUGGUGGUACAACGCGUGUGCACACUCCAACCUGAACGGAGUGUGGUACAGAGGAGGCCACUACAGGAGCAAGUACCAGGACGGAAUAUUUUGGGCUGAGUACCGGGGAGGUUCCUACUCCUUGAAAGCAGUUCAGAUGAUGAUCAGACCUAUAGACUGAGGAGGAAAAUCCCACAGCGAUCAAGUAUAAACUUACCAGUGCUUGAGUUACAGAAAAAUAAAAUAUUACUUCCAAAUCAUUAUUUUGCACAAUCUGUCCCUGCAAAAUGCAGGUCUACUAUUUUCCUUUUUCCCCAGUUGCCCCCCCUGCCUUUUUUUUUUUUUUUUUAAAGAAACCUUUUCUACUGUAAUAGGCAGUGUUUUUUAAACAUGCAUUCAACACAAGCAGAUGCUCACGUUUGUGACGCGCAUUUAUCUUUGAGUCCAAAAUACUUCAUGAAUCAUUAAGGCUGGUAAAAAAAAAUUUUCCAGAUAAAUGACAAGAUAGGAGCUUUUUCACUUAAAAAGCUUACGCUUUUUCAGACCAACUCAAUCCUCAAAUGUAAAUAUGUGAAAUGACAUUGUCUUGCUUUAAUGUGAAAAUUAACCAGUUAUUUAACAAUUUAUUUAAAAAUGUCGGUAUUACUUGCAAUGAAAAUUUGACUUCAUAUUACUGUUUAAGACUUACUCCCAGAAGCUACCUAAAAAACUGAAGACAUUCUAGCUUUCCAACAGAGGGAGAUUUUGCAACAAAUAAUUAUUUCAAAGUGGUGAAUUAAACAUAAAAAAUUUCCUAAUGGUGUAAGAAUUCCCUAAGAUCUGAAUGUCAAACCUUCUGUAGAACGCUUGCACAAAGUGUUCCUAAUGAGAGAAAAAGAUUAGUUCUAUGAACACAAGACAAUCAAAUCCUUCAUCCUAUUUAAAACCAUCUUCUGAUACUUUGAUGACAAAAUGGAGAAGUCCUGAUAAUAAAAUCAGGACUAUACACUUGGAGAUUCUCCCCUGCUUCCAUCAGCAGUGACGAGGCCUGAACAGAUAUUCACAUGUUAGUUUAGAGUAGAAUCAAAUCUCACAAUAUUAACAAACGUUUUCUACCCGUCAGCCUGUAUCGUGCCAACAUAGCUUCCUGCUGACAGAUCAGGAAUCAGCUCUGAGUGUAUUCUCCAUGCCACCCCAAAACUUGUGGAUUGCUCUUGUGACAUCAGCAUUUCCCUUCCCCCAUCUGUGUAUACUACUCCAGUAUUAUCUAUAUUAAAUUUUUUGCCUUCUGGAUAUCUGACUUCCACUGGGAUUAAUACGUAAUUUGAGAAGUUGAUUAGAAAAUACUUCUCCAACCUUUAAGAAA